GCUUUGAUUGGAUCUGUAUUUCCCCCAGAUAAGAGACUCUUCUUAUCAGUCCUACCAGCAAGUAGCAGCUCUGCUGAGAAGAGAACAGUCUAAUGCUUCUGGUUCUGAUGUACAGAGACCUGUGGCAGCAGAUCAACCACAGUCCUAUGACCCAGUCACUCAGAGGCUUACUCAAGUGAGGAAUUUGGAUGGCCAGCAAGGAGGCAGUGUUCCCAGACAGAUGUUCCAGCAGAGAGUUGGUGGCCAAGCUGUCCGCUCCCCACACCCUGCUCCUCCCCGUGUGGGCAUUCGGCUCCCCAACCCCCCACCACCACCACCCACCUCCCAGGGUAGUAGCCCUGUCAUCCGCCUCCAAAGCCCUGGGAGCCAGGGCAUGAACCAGGGCCUUCUCAGGAGAGACAGGAACCCCAGCCCUCAGCAGGCAGCUCACCAGGAGGCUGGAGGGAGAUGCGGGGGAGGGGGUGGUGGAGGUGGGGGUCUCCAGGAGCAGGUCCAGACCCUGGGCUCUGAGAUCCACAGCCUGAGCCUGGCGGUGCGCAUGCUGGUGGAGCAGCAGUACCGGCUGGAGAGGGAGCAGGUCCAGCAGACCCAGGUCCAGAAGCAGAUUCUCAGCACCCUGCAGACCCUGGCCUCAAGACUGGAGGCACCCUGUACCAGCCUCCACCAGCAGCGACAGCAUCCCAAAACUCCCCCACCCCCGGUCUUACCUGCCUUAGGCUCUGCCUCCUACAGCCAGGACACAUUCCCCUUCAGCCAAGGAGGGUAUGCUCAGUGCAGCCAGGCCCAGCCCAGCUACAACGGGAUGGACAACUCCAGCCUGGAGACCAUAGAGACCUUCAAACUGUCCGGACAGAGCCCCCAUGGCAUCAACGGCUUCCAGACGGGCAGCAGCAGUAGUACCACCGAUAGCCUCUUGCUCACACACACCCCUACAUACACGCUGGCGCACACACAGCCUUACUCGUCAGCCUACACACAGCAGCCACACACUCAAACACACAUGCCCUCAUGCACACAGUCUUACGCCACCACAUACACGCAGUCACACACACAGUCCUAUAGAGGAACAGAAAGUACAGACUGUCCCAGCACCAGAACAGAGGGAGCUCUCCAGGACUGCAUGGCCCCCACCCAGGCCUCUGUUGACCUGGACUCAGACAUCACAGUCUCCCCACAGGAAACUCAGCUCAACAUCAUUAAAGUGGAGGCACUCUAACAUGCUGACCAGACUGUGCGUGUGCCAUGGUGUCCACCCACACCAGACGCAAUCAGGGCACGCAGGUUGAAAUAUCAAAACGAACUCUGAACCAACUAUAUUAAUUUGGGGAUGGGUCGAAAAGCAUUAAACAUUUAUGUCAAUUUAGUUAGCUAGCUUGCUAUUGCUAGCUAAUUUGUCCUGGGAUAUAAACGCAAGCGGUGUGGUCAGCAUGUAAGGCUUUAGUUCACUCGUAUCCAGACUUAUAGGGACAGUUUUCUAGACACAGAUUAAGCCUAGUCCGAGACUUAAAAGCAUGUUCGAUGUAUAAUGGAAAUUCUGGAAAAGGUGCUUUAGUCCAGAACUAUGCUUAAAUUGGUGUCUGGGAAACCAACCACAUAUAGGGUUCAGUUCCAUAGUUUCAAUCCAAAGUUGCUUCUGCUCUGUUCACAUCUGUACAUUUAAUUAUCCACUACCUCUCCUUUAGCCAAAUGUUUCAGUACAUGUUAUGUCUUGGGUUUUUAAGGGAUUUCUUAUGUUUUUGAAGUAUGUGUCAUUAUUUUUAGAACCGUGAAUAUCCCCAUAGAAAUGAAUAGCACUUCAUUGUCCAUUCUGAAAGGAACAUUUGUCCUCGAGACGAUCUACCAUUUUUACAUGAAACACUUAUUAUCAAAUCACAAAGAGCAAUACAGAAGAAGCAUGUCUUAUCGUUUUAAUAAUGCAUUUGGAUUAUGUUGCCAUCAAUCUUUACAGAGCAUAAAACUCUUCACCAAU
Oncorhynchus kisutch (coho salmon) is the source of this 1969-nucleotide messenger RNA. RefSeq lists its product as uncharacterized. The transcript has 2 exons. The record is from RefSeq and is a predicted model, not a curated record. The coding region runs from base 221 to 1216 and encodes 331 amino acids. NCBI's taxonomy places the organism in Eukaryota, Metazoa, Chordata, Actinopteri, Salmoniformes, Salmonidae.